This is a messenger RNA of Thermochaetoides thermophila DSM 1495, 2691 nucleotides long. RefSeq names its product topoisomerase-like protein. Gene Ontology annotation, cellular component: nucleolus; chromosome. The record is from RefSeq and is a predicted model, not a curated record. The transcript has 5 exons. Gene Ontology annotation, biological process: DNA replication; chromosome segregation; DNA topological change. NCBI's taxonomy places the organism in Eukaryota, Fungi, Ascomycota, Sordariomycetes, Sordariales, Chaetomiaceae. The coding region runs from base 1 to 2691 and encodes 896 amino acids. Gene Ontology annotation, molecular function: DNA binding; DNA topoisomerase type I (single strand cut, ATP-independent) activity.
AUGGCUUCUGAUAGCUCUGACGAUGACAGGCCUCUGGCCAGGGGCACUCACAUGUCAGCUGCGACUAUAUCUGCUGCCGAAGAUCGCGAGAUGGACCGAACCGAUUCCAAGGCUCGCCCGCUUCCUCCGGGUGUUUCAGUUCGUAACGGCCCAGUCAUCGAGGACAAAAUGGAUAUCGAUUCCACGCCCAACGGGACUACCAAGCGCAAAUCUCGGAGCUCGGUUACCCAGGUGAAGAAGGAGGAGUCGGAUAGCGAUGAUGGCGCUCCUUUGGCCAAACGUCAAAAGUCUAAGCACAAGCAGCAGGAGAGCGACAGCGACGACGAGCCAAUCGCCAAAAAGAACGGCAAGUUGCCGCCGUCCAUCAAAGAAACGGAAACCCUCGAGUCGUCUGAUGAUGACCAGCCUUUGGGCACAAAACUUGCCCAGAGAAAGGCGAGCAUCGAGAAGGCUGCCGCCAAAGAGGCCAAAGCUCUUCGCGCUGCUGACAAGAAGAAGGCAGCUGCGAAAAAGGCCAUCAAAGAGGAGUCGGAUGAUGACGAACCUUUAGCCAAGCAACCAAAGAAGCAUCAGUCAAACGGUACUGGCUCCUCCGCGAAGAAGACAAAUGGCGUCAAGGUGAAGAAGGAGUCUGAAUCCGAUUCCGACGCGCCCAUCGCCAAGAAGGGAAAGAAAGUCGCGGCCCCUGCAAAGAAGGCUUCCGCAGCGUCCAAGUCUGCCAAGGUCAAGGAGGAGGAGAAGGAGGAGAAGUCAAACGAGAACAGCGAGGAGGAGGAGAGAGGAGGAGGAGUAUCGUUGCACAAUGGCGUCCUCUUCCCUCCGCCGUACGAGCCUCUUCCCUCACAUGUCAAGCUCUAUUAUGACGGCAAACCUGUCAACCUUCACGUCGAGGCUGAAGAGGUCGCAACCUUCUUCGGCUCUAUGCUCCAUGCGACACAGCAUGUCGAGAACCCCGUUUUCCAGAAGAACUUCUUUACUGACUUCAAGGAGGUUCUUGACAAGACGGGCGGCGCUAAGGACAUGGAUGGCAAUCCUGUUGACAUCAAAGAGUUCAAGAAGCUCGAUUUCACCAAGAUUUACGAACAUUUCCGGAGCAUCUCCGAGGCGAAGAAGAACCGUCCGGCCGCUGAAAAGAAGGCUGAGAAGGAAGCAAAGGCCAAGCUGGAGGCUCCGUACAUGUAUUGCAAAUGGGAUGGCCGGAAGGAGAAGGUGGGCAACUUCCGUGUUGAACCUCCGGGCCUCUUCCGUGGCCGUGGUGAACACCCCAAGACUGGCAAGGUCAAGAAGCGGGUCAUGCCCGAGCAGAUCACAAUCAACAUCGGCAAAGAUGCCAAGGUCCCGGAUCCGCCCCCGGGUCACAAGUGGAAGGCUGUCCAGCAUGAUAACAAGGCUACCUGGCUUGCUAUGUGGCAGGAAAACGUGAACGGCAAUUACAAGUACGUCAUGUUGGCUGCCAACAGCAGCAUCAAGGGCCAGUCAGAUUUCAAGAAGUUCGAGAAGGCCCGCGAGCUCAAGAAGCACAUCGACCGCAUCCGUGCCGACUACACCAGAGAUCUCAAGAGCGAAGUCAUGGCAGAGCGCCAACGUGCCACUGCCAUGUACCUCAUUGACAAGUUCGCGCUCAGAGCUGGUAACGAAAAGGACACAGAAAACGAGGCCGAAACAGUCGGUUGCUGCUCGCUGAAAUACGAACAUGUCACGCUCAAGGAGCCCAACACCGUCAUCUUUGACUUCCUCGGUAAAGACAGCAUUCGUUUCUACAAUGAGUUCCAGGUCGAUCGCCAAGUUUUCAAGAACUUGAAGAUGUUCAAGAAGCCGCCAAAAGAGCCGGGCGAUGAUAUUUUCGACAGGCUGACGACUACGCAGCUGAACAAGCACUUGUCGAGCUAUAUGCCUGGCCUCACGGCCAAGGUGUUCCGUACCUACAACGCCUCAUACACCAUGUCGAGGCUUCUCAAGGGUCUCAAGGCUGAUGGUCUGUCGAUGGCUGAGAAGGUCAAGCUCUACAACGAUUGCAAUCGCGAGGUGGCCAUCCUCUGCAACCACAAGCGCACUGUCGGCGCCAGCCACGAGGCGCAGAUGGAGAAACUCGGGGACCGUAUCAAGGGCCUGAAGUAUCAGAAGUGGCGGACCAAGAUGAUGAUGCUUGAGGUGGAUCCGAAGUUAAAGAAGAAAAAGGGUGCUGAGUACUUUGAGCGUGAGGCAGACCUGACCGACGAGUGGAUUCAAAACCACCAGAAGUUCCUCGUCGAGGAGCUUCGCACCAAGAUCCAAAAGAAGUUCGAAAAGGACAACGAGAAGCUUGCCGCCGACGGCGAGAAGCCACUCACGGAUAAGGACCUGAAAGAGCGCAUGAAGGCGGUAUCUGAGCUCGAGGCCAAGUUCAAGAAGGAGAACAAGACCGGAAAGGUUGAACCUGAGGGCAAGAAUCCCACUGUCGAGAAGCUGGAAGCUGCUAUCGUGAAGCUCGACGAGCGUAUCAAGACUCUCGAGCUACAGUCUGCUGAUCGUGAGGGCAACAAGGAGGUUGCUCUGGGCACUUCCAAGAUCAAUUACAUCGACCCUCGUCUUACAGUUGUCUUCUCGAACAAGUUUAAGGUUCCGAUCGAGAAGUUCUUCUCAAAGACGCUGAGAGAGAAGUUCCGAUGGGCUAUUGAAUCCGUCGGUGACUCUACUGAUUGGGAGUUCUAA